This is a messenger RNA of Prunus dulcis (almond), 1856 nucleotides long. RefSeq lists its product as uncharacterized. Bases 644 to 1609 code for a protein of 321 amino acids. The transcript has 2 exons. The record is from RefSeq and is a predicted model, not a curated record. Lineage: Eukaryota; Viridiplantae; Streptophyta; Magnoliopsida; Rosales; Rosaceae.
AGUAAGAAAUUGGAAGGGAGCUGGAGGAGCUCAUGGAAAUUUCAUGCUCUUCUUGUUGUAUAAGUAUACACCUCUGCUCUGCCAAUGAGCCAAUGAGCCAAUGAGCCAACCUCUCUCUCUCUCUCUCUCUCUCUCUCUCUCUCUGAACUUACAAGCAAGCACACAGAACAGAGUCUCUUUCCUUUUUGGGUAUUUUUUAGGCUUCUUUAUGGACAAUUUUUCUUUCCAUAAAUCUCUUUUUAUUUUUCACACAUCCUUUCAGCCCAUUAAACAAUGAAAAUGGCAUAUUACCAUUCAUCCUUUCCCCUCUAUAGGAAACACCCAUCAUUGCUCUCAACAAUCGUUUUCAACCUUAGAAACCUGAGCUGCUGCUUCUUCUUCUUCUUCUUCUUCUUCUUCUUCUAAGAUAUUCCCUCCUUCCCAUAAUCCCAUUCCUUCCCUUUACUUUCCAUUCCAUUCCAUCUCUCUCUCUCUCUCUCUCUCUCUCUCUCUCUCUCUGUCUUUUUCUCUUCUCCUCCUCCUUCUUCUUCUUCCUCUCACCAUUUAAAUACCACCAUCUCUUUUUUAUCCCAGACUCAAUUUCAACACACCAAAAGAAAAGAAAUUUUAAAAGGAAAAAGGAAAAAAAAAGAAGAAGAUCAAAAUGGAUCCUUCAUCCACCAACUCUGUCAAUGGCUUCUAUUCGUUUCUGACUCGCGGGAUCGACGAUCUUGAAAGGGUUUAUCUUUCAAACAACUUCAUGUCAAUCCAAUUCCUUCAAAGGGCUCUUUCCCUUCUUCGAUCUUUUCAUUCCCAGCUGACCCUUCUCGUCCAAAAGCUCCAUUUGCCUGUUGGGGACAAGUGGCUUGACGAGUACAUGGACGAAAGCUCCAAGCUUUGGGAAGCCUGCCAUGUCCUCAAGUCUGCCAUCUCUGCCAUGGAGAAUUACUACACGUCUGGCCUCAACAUCACCUCCACCCUCGACUCUCAUCGCCAUCUCACUCCUCAGCUCUCUCGCCAGGUGGUUCGCGCGAUUUCUGGGUGUCGGCGAGAGGCGUUUGGAUUGGAGGAAGAGAACAGAGCGCUGAUGGAGACGAGAAUUCAACCACUCUCACUGAAAUUCGACGAAAGGGUCUCCAUCGAAUCGAAGCUUAAUGGGUUCAACGGGUUCAGGGGAGUUCUUUAUGCAAUGAGAAACGUAAGCUCUCUGCUUCUCAUGAUCUUGCUCUAUGGACUGGUCUUCUGUUGGCCAGAGUCAAGCUUCUGCAGGGGAGGCUACGAGGGCUGCUUGAUCUUCGGAUCAUCGUUCAUGAUAUCAACGGCUAGAUUGCAGCAAAGGGUAGCAGCAGAGAUCAGCCAGAUCAAUGAAAGGCCUGGGAUUUUGAUGUGGGAGUUCAGGAGGUCCAAGAUGGCCAUGGAUGAGCUGAGAGGUGAAUUGGAGAGGAGGGGCCCACAGGGGGUGAUGGAUUGGGAGAGUGAGGGUGGGAUUAGAGAGAGAGUGGACAACUUGAGAGGGUGUUUUGGUGUCUUGAGAUCUGGUGCUGAGAAUAUUAUCAGCCAACUUGAUGAUUUCUUUGAUGAAAUUGUUGAAGGGAGGAAGAAGCUUUUGGACUUUUGCAGUCAUAGGUAGGAAAAAAAAAGAAGAAGAAGAAAGUGUGUGAUAGAAAAACUUGUUGCAAAAAAAAAAAUUAUUUACAGAGUAGAGAACCAGAGAGGUAUUUAGUUGUUGGGUUUUGUCGUACCUUUUAACCCUUCUUACUUCUGUUUGUAAUUUUUUUUUUUACUUUUCAUUUUCCCUCGUGUCUUCUCCUUUGUUCUAAUAGUUACUAGUUAGUUACUAUAGUUGAAACCAUGGAGAUGGGGAGUUUUUAAUUUAA